UUCUACGAUAGUGACACCGGUGAUAAUGGUACCAGCUGAUCUUUGACUCUAGUUCUGGCUGUUAUGUUCAAAGGGAAAGGUGGGGUGUAUGAUGGUCGUGAUUUGUCGUGAAACGAUAUAACGAUUUCAAGAAAUUCCACUUGAGAAAAUAUAAGACGACAUGAAUAGCCUAAUUUAUACAAAGACGAUGAUAACCGGCCAUCCUGGUGGAGUUAUACGACGUUACUCCCCAUUUAAAUUAUGGUACAAUACCAAUCAUACAAUGGGUGGUAUAGCUCUAAUUUAUACAGAUUUGAGAGAUCCAAAAAAAUUAUUGCUGAAACAUAGCAGCACAGUGCCACCAACAUAUAUUAAUAAUAUAACACAUCUACAUAUUCGUACAUUUUAUGUAACUCCUUAUUGGAAGGGACAAGAAUCAUCAUCUAAGGUUGAAAAAACAGUAAAGAAUAUUAAGGAAGAAAAAGAGCUUAAAGAUAAAAUGGCAGAAAAUGCCAUAAAAAUAAACAGUGAGCAACCGAAAAAAGCUGUUGCUAAGGUCACAAUAUGGCAAAAAAUUAAGGGAGAAAUAUUGCAUUAUUAUCAUGGAUUUCGCUUAUUAGGACUUGACAUGAAAAUUUCAGCAAAGUUAAUAUGGAGAAUUUUACAUGGAAAAGAGCUUAGUAGAAGGGAACAUCGUUUGCUGAUCAAAACAACUGGAGAUAUGUUCAGAUUGAUUCCUUUCUCCGUUUUUAUUAUUGUUCCAUUUAUGGAAUUUUUACUGCCAGUAGCAAUUAAAUUGUUUCCCAGUAUGUUACCUUCUACUUUUCAAACAGCAACUGAAAAGGAAGAUAAACUUAAACAGGCUUUAAAGGUCAAGAUAGAAAUGGCAAAAUUUUUGCAAAAAACAUUGGAUGAAAUGGCAGUGCAAUCAUCAGAUCACAGAUCUGAGAAGGCUAAAGAAUUUGCAGAAUUUUUCUACAAAGUGCGAACAACUGGUGCUGUUGCCACUAAUGAAGAAAUUAUGAAGUUUAGCAAACUUUUCGAGGAUGAAAUUACGCUGGAUUCUCUGUCACGACCACAAUUAAUUGCUUUAUGUCGUGUGUUAGAUGUGCAAACACUUGGAACUACUAAUUUCUUACGAUUCUUACUCAGGAUGAGAUUAAGAAGUCUUACUGCAGAUGAUAAACUAAUCGAAAAAGAAGGAGUUGAUACUUUAACUAGAGCUGAAUUGCAACAAGCAUGCAGAGCACGUGGUAUGCGUGCUUAUGGGUUGCCAGAGAAUAGGUUAAGGGAACAAUUAUCAAUGUGGUUAGAUUUGAGUUUAAAUAAAAAGGUUUCACCCUCUUUACUGUUAUUAUCACGAGCGCUUAUGAUACCAGAAACAAUGCCUAUGUCAGACAAAUUAAAAGCAACGAUUUCGGCCUUACCUGAUGCAGUUGUGGCUCGUACAAAGGGUGCUAUUGGAGAGAAAGAGGGUAAACUGGAUCAUAGAACAAAUAUUGAAAUUAUAAAAAUGGAAGAACGCAAAAUCGAAGAGGAGAGAAAUGAAAAGAAAGAAACAGAACCACAACCAACCAUUUUGGCAUCUAAUGUAAAAGAAGAUGAAAUUACUACUACAGAUGUCAAAGUUUUAGAACAAGCUCUGGAUUCAAUUGGCAAGGACAAUAAAAAUAUGGCUGUGGAAAAAGAGGAAAUCAAAGAACUUAAAGAAGAAAUGGCAGAAUAUCAAGAAGAUAUUAAAGAAUUGUAUCAAAUUAAAGCAGAGGCGAAAGGUCAAGAAGAUAUAGAGAAUAUUAAAGUAUCAAAAGGAGCUAAACGAUUAUUUAAUAAAGUAAACAAAAUGAUCUCAAAAAUGGAUGCCAUUUUGUCAGAGCUUGAACAAUCUGAGAAAAAGGUUAAACAGAGAUUGGAGUCAUUAGGUCCCGACGAAAAACGGGAUGCUAAAGAUGUCGAAGAAUUAGUUAAAAUAGAUGAGUUGGUUGCAACCAUUAAGCAAAUUCAAAAUGUACCUGAUGAAUAUCGAUUAAAACGCAUAGCAGAAAUUUUGGAAAAAAUUGAUGAUGAUCGAGAUGGUGCAAUCAAAAUAGAAGAUGUCUUGAAGGUUAUAGAAUUAAUAGGAAAGGAAGAUGUUAAAUUAAGUAAAAAGCAAGUGGCUGAAUUGAUAGAACUAAUGGAUAAAGAAGAAGUAUUAGAAGUAGAGGAACAAAUACAAAAGUCAUUAGAAAAAGAUCUUAAGGCAUCGCAGGAACAGGAUAACAUAAAAGCUACACAUAAAUCUACAGUUCCAGCUACACCAGUAACAGUUGAACCAGGAUUUGGAAAGGAAGAGCUAGUAGAUGAUGCUGAUAAAGAAAAAGAUCUUAAGGCAUCGCAGGGGCAGGAUAACAUAAAAGCUACACAUAAAUCUACAGUUCCAGCUACACCAAUAACAGUUGAACCAGGAUUUGGAAAGGAAGAGCUAGUAGAUGAUGCUGAUAAAGAAACCAGCAAAUCCUACCCAGGUCCUUCUAUUGAGGAAGGCAAACAGAAAUCAGCUGCUGUUUUAAAAAGUAAUACUAAAUCUGACGAGAUAAAAAAUCCUCCACUUACAUCAGGUCCACCAACAGCAAAAAAGGCGGAAGGUUUAAAACACCUAUGAUUAGCGCACAAUGAAGAAUAAAUUAGUAUGUAUAAUUAUAUUAAAGCAAUAUUUUUAUCGAUGUAAAGCUCGAUAUGUAUUUUCGUCUGUGUAUAUUCCGCACAUAUUUUCAUCUUUGUGUAUGAAAAGAUGUUCGACAUUUUUCAACAAAUAGAAUGUAUAAUGAAAGAGAAAUGUUUUAUACUUAUACAAGAAAAAGAUGAUUUCAUCAAUAUAAUUAAUCAUUAUUUUAUUGGUAUGAUGUACAUUAAAUACAUAUGUGGAUAUACGUUGCACAUUUGCUGUAUGAAAUAUUUGAUUUAUAUUUAAUUAAUCUUAAUUUCAUACUUCAUUAUAAGCAGUCAUAAAAACUUGAAAUUCCUCAUUACAAACUGUGCAUUUAACAGCAUCAUUUAUAUUGUUUCCCUUCAUCUGCGGUGAUAAAUUUAUAUUCAUAAUAAACGUCAUUAAAUGUUUAUUCUGAAAUUCAUUGUCAAUGUUACUUGUUUUAAUCGUAUAUUAUAUAUUACUCUUAACAUUGACAAUAAAUUAUGGAAUAGAGAUGUGAAAAAGAAAUAUUCAAUUUUUAUUGCAGUGCAGUUCAAUUUCAGUAUAGACCAAGGUGAUAAUCAUUCUAUCUGUCUUAAUAUUGUUGGUAUAUCAUUUAUGAUAUGCCAUUUUGAAUAUAUCAUAAUUAAAAACAACUUUACUUUGCACAUGGAUUAUCUUGCAAUCUCAAUAUUGAGUUGUGUAAAAUAAGAUAAAUAUGUGUGUAAAUUUAUAAUUUAUUUUGUCAUUUAUAAAACACACAGCAAAACAAAAUUCUACUUAUUCUAUUGUUACAAAAAGGGACAAUGUAAAAAUAGAUUGUACACUAUACAUAGAGAAUUAAAUUUGCAAAAUUUUCUCAAAAAAACAUUUCUAUGUGACAAAAUGUUACAUCGAUUUUUGGGCGCUAUAUGUAUAUAAGAAAAUAGAAAAUAUUGAUUGUACAUUUGCAUUAUAUUGCAUCUAUAAUAUAUAUUAACUGGACAAAUACCUAAGUAUCUAAGAUGUAUUAUAGAUAUAAAUUUCAGCAAGAACAUUCAAAAUGACCUAUCUUUUUACUUCUGCGCAUGAAAGUCCAAAUGUAUAUGUAAUAAGCAAAAACAUGUAUUAUUUUUUUAAAUUUUUAUAGGAUACUAUUUCAAAACAAAAAUAAAAUUGUAAAUUUAAGUGUCCUAAAAAGCAAAGAAUUUUUAUAAAAUGUAUGCAUGUUUCUA
Molecule: messenger RNA, 3858 nt
Organism: Cataglyphis hispanica
Lineage: Eukaryota; Metazoa; Arthropoda; Insecta; Hymenoptera; Formicidae
Gene: Letm1
Product: mitochondrial proton/calcium exchanger protein
Exons: 7
Coding region: 161-2617 (818 amino acids)
Biological process (GO): intracellular monoatomic cation homeostasis
Cellular component (GO): mitochondrial inner membrane
Molecular function (GO): ribosome binding; calcium ion binding
Source: RefSeq, a predicted model, not a curated record